Mus pahari (shrew mouse) is the source of this 7242-nucleotide messenger RNA. RefSeq names its product BCL6 corepressor like 1 (gene Bcorl1). Gene Ontology annotation, molecular function: protein binding; transcription corepressor activity. Lineage: Eukaryota; Metazoa; Chordata; Mammalia; Rodentia; Muridae. The record is from RefSeq and is a predicted model, not a curated record. The transcript has 15 exons. Gene Ontology annotation, biological process: negative regulation of transcription by RNA polymerase II. The coding region runs from base 326 to 5626 and encodes 1766 amino acids. Gene Ontology annotation, cellular component: nucleus.
GAAGGUAGAUCUGCGGGGCCGAAAGCGGAGGGAGGGAGGCCCGAGGCAGCGCGGCGGCAGCGGCGGUGGUGGUGGUGGUGGUGGCGGCGGCGGCGGCGGCGGCGGCGGCGGCGAAGGCCAGCUUCCGCGGAGUUUGUGCCCGAGCUUCCCAGCUGGGCUCCGGUCGCCUCCCGCGCACAAAUGGGGUUAGGGGACUGACUGGGUCGUCGUGGUGAAGGACAACUAGUGUCAGAGGAAAAGUAGACACUAGUCCAACUACGGCCGCCCCCACUAAUACUUCGGGGGAGUGGCCACAGCAGAUCCUAUCUGGUGGUGAGUGGCUGUCAUGAUCUCUACAGCACCGCUCUACAGCGGCGUGCACAACUGGACCAGUUCUGACCGGAUUCGCAUGUGUGGCAUCAACGAGGAGAGAAGAGCACCUCUUUCUGAUGAGGAGUCCACGACAGGUGGCUGCCAGCACUUUGGAUCUCAGGAGUUUUGUGUCAGCAGCAGUUUUUCCAAGGUGGAGCUCACGGCAGUUGGAAGUGGCAGCAAUGCCCGGGGGACAAACCCAGAUGGCAGUACCACAGAAAAACUUGGGCACAGGUCAGAAGAUCAGUCUGAUGACCCUCAGCCAAAAAUGGACUAUGUUGGGAAUCCAGCAGAGGCUGAGGGCCUCUUGGUGCCGCUGAGCAGCCCAGGAGACGGGCUCAAGCUGCCCACUCCUGACAGCACUGAGGCCAGCCACAGCAGGGCCAACUGCUCCUGGACUCCCCUAAGCACCCAAAUGAGCAAACAGAUUGACUGCUCGCCAGCCGGGGUAAAGGCUUUGGACUCUCGGCACAGUGUUGGGGAGAAGAACACUUUUAUUUUGGCAACUCUGGGAACUGGAGUCCCUGUGGAGGGUACCCUGCCUCUAGUUACCACUAACUUCAGUCAGCUGCCGGCACCUAUCUGCCCUCCUGCCCCCGGAUCGGCCUCUGGGACCCCCUCGGUUCCCGAUUCAUUCCAAGUUCCCCUUUCUGUCCCAGCUCCAGUGCCCCACUCAGGACUAGUUCCAGUCCAAGUUGCCACAUCAGCUUCAGCUCCUUCCCCUCCCCUAGCCCCAGCAGCACCCUCGGUGCCUACUCUCAUCUCUGAUUCAAACCCUCUCUCCGUGUCAGCCUCUGUUUUGGUGCCAGUGCCAGUGUCUGCUCCCCACUCGGUCCCUGUGCCCUUGUCAGCUCCUGCUCCGACCCCUCUCACAGUCUCUGUGUCCGCACCUCCCUUGGCUCUGAUCCAGGCUCCCGUGCCUCCUUCGGCUCCCACCUUGGUCCUUGCUUCUGUCCCAACUCCAGUUCUAGCUCCCAUGCCAGCAUCCACACCUCCAGCAGCUCCUGCCCCUCCAUCUGUACCAAUGCCCACUCCGACCCCUUCCUCUGGCCCGCCCUCUACCCCUAACCUUAUUCCUGCCUUUGCUCCUACACCGGUGCCUGCGCCCACCCCAGCCCCAAUCUUUACUCCAGCCCCCACGCCCAUGCCGGCUGCCACACCAGCUGCUAUCCCCACCUCGGCGCCCAUUCCAGCCUCCUUCAGUUUGAGUCGAGUGUGUUUUCCUGCAGCUCAGGCACCAGCUAUGCAAAAAGUCCCCCUCUCUUUUCAACCAGGGACAGUGCUGACCCCUAACCAGCCACUGGUAUACAUCCCACCUCCGAGUUGUGGCCAGCCCCUCAGUGUGGCUACACUGCCAACCACUCUGGGUGUGUCUUCCACACUCACACUCCCGGUCCUGCCAUCUUACCUGCAGGACAGGUGUCUCCCAGGUGUGUUGGCCUCUCCAGAGCUCCGCUCUUACCCAUGUGCAUUCUCUGUGGCCCGACCUUUGGCUUCAGAUUCAAAGUUGGUCUCUUUAGAGGUGAACAGGCUCUCCUGUACUUCCCCAUCCAGCAGCACUAACAGCCAGCCUGCUCCCGAUGGGGUCCCUGGACCUUUGGCAGAUACCUCCCUCACCACUGCUUCUGCCAAGGUGCUUCCAACUUCACAGCUUUUGCUGCCAGCCCCCAGUGGGAGCUCAGUCCCACCACACCCUUCCAAGAUGCCAGGUGGCACCGAUCAACAAACAGAAGGGACUUCUGUUACCUUUUCUCCUCUCAAGUCACCUCCACAGCUGGAGAGAGAGAUGGCCUCUCCACCAGAGUGCAGUGAGAUGCCUCUUGACCUCUCUGCCAAGUCCAACCGCCAGAAGCUUCCAUUGCCGAACCAGCGUAAAACACCUCCCAUGCCUGUGUUGACCCCUGUGCACACCAGCAGCAAGGCCCUCCUUUCCACUGUCCUGUCUAGGUCUCAACGCACAACCCAGGCUGCCGGCAGCAACGUUACUUCCUGCCUAGGCUCCACCUCUUCACCUUUUGUUAUCUUUCCUGAGAUGGUGAGGAAUGGAGACCCAAGCACUUGGGUAAAAAACUCAACAGCUCUGAUCAGCACCAUUCCUGGCACAUAUGUGGGAGUGGCCAACCCAGUGCCUGCAUCCCUGCUGCUGAACAAGGACCCUAACCUGGGCCUCAACCGAGAUCCUCGUCAUCUCCCCAAGCAGGAGCCCAUCUCCAUCAUUGAUCAAGGAGAGCCUAAGAGCACUGGUGCCACUUGUGGCAAGAAAGGCAGCCAGGCUGGUGCUGAAGGACAGCCGAGCACAGUGAAAUCCCGUUAUACUCCAGCCCGCAUCGCCCCUGGGCUGCCAGGGUGCCAAACUAAGGAACUGUCUUUAUGGAAGCCUACAGGGCUGACAAAUGUGUACCCACGGUGUUCCAUCAAUGGGAAGCCCACUAGCACCCAGGUUCUGCCUGUUGGCUGGUCACCAUACCACCAAGCAUCUCUGCUUUCUAUUGGCAUUUCUAGUGCCGGGCAACUCACCCCCAGUCAGGGGGUGCCUAUCAGGCCCACCAGCAUUGUUUCUGAGUUUUCUGCUGUGUCACCUCUUGGUUCCAGUGAAACUGUUCAUGGACUUCCUGAGGGGCAGCCACGGCCUGGGGGCCCCUUUGCUCCAGAGCAGGAUUCUGUCACAAAGAACAAAACUUGCCGAAUUGCAGCCAAGCCUUAUGAAGAACAAGUAAAUCCUGUCCUCUUGACUCUCAGCCCUCAGUCAGGGACCCUGGCACUGUCUGUUCAGCCUAGUGGUGGGGACAUGGGAGUAAAUCAGGGAUCCGAGGAAUCUGAGAGCCACCUCUGUUCUGACAGUACUCCUAAGAUGGAAGGCCCCCAGGCAGCCUGUGGCCUGAAGCUGGCCGGAGACACAAAGCCUAAAAACCAAGUGCUGGCUACCUAUAUGUCCCACGAGCUGGUCCUGGCCAACCCCCAGAACUUGUGCAAGAUGCCUGAGCUGCCUUUGCUACCUCAUGACAGCCACUCUAAGGAACUCAUUUUAGACGUGGUCCCCAGCAGCGAGAGGGGCCCCAGCACAGACCUUUCUCAGCUUGGAAGUCAGGUGGAUCUGGGGCGGGUGAAAAUGGAGAAAGCGGAUGGCGAUGUCGUCUUCAAUUUAGCCAACUGCUUUCGAGCUGAUGGUCUCCCAGCAGUUCCUCAGAGAGGCCAGGUUGAAGCUCGGGCUAACGCUGGGCAAGCUCGAGUGAAACGGGAAAGCAUUGGGGUCUUUACUUGCAAGAACAGUUGGCAGCCAGAUGAAGAGACAGAAUCUCUGCCACCCAAGAAGGUCAAGUGUAACAAAGAAAAGGAAAUUGAGGAAGAAGUGCAGCAGCAGCCGCUACCACAGCCACACGAUAAGCCCAUGGUCCGGAGUUCCUUUGGGUCCAAGUGCCGGAAGCUGCCUGGAGACCCCCAGGAACCCACCAAGAAAAGCCCCAGAGGGGCUUUAGAUUCAGGAAAAGAGCACAAUGGAGUCAGGGGAAAGCACAAGCACCGGAAGCCGACAAAGCCUGAGUCCCAGCCUCCAGGAAAACGAACAGACAGUCAUGAGGAAGGUAGGUCCCAAAGGGGAAGUUGUGUCAAUACCAUACGAAGCAUCUGUAGCUCCUUUGCUGGUAUGGCAGACAGUGACAUGGGAAGCCAGGAGGUUUUCCCUACAGAGGAAGAAGAGGAGGUGGCUCCCACCCCAGCUAAGAGGAGAAAAGUCCGAAAGACCCAAAGGGAUACCCAGUACCGCAGCCAUCAUGCCCAGGACAAAACCCUGCUGAGCCAAGGCCGCAGGCAUCUGUGGCGAGCCCGAGAGAUGCCCUGGAGGACAGAGGCUGCCCGGCAAAUGUGGGACACCAAUGAAGAGGAGGAAGAUGAUGAGGAAGAGGGCCUCGUGAAGAGAAAGAAACGGAGACGGCAGAAGAGCCGAAAAUACCAGACAGGGGAGUACCUAACUGAACAAGAAGAGCAGAGGCGGAAAGGGAGAGCAGAUUCAAAGGCCCGUAAGCAGAAGACUUCCUCCCAAAGUUCAGAGCACUGCCUCAGGAACAGGAACCUUCUCUUGUCCAGCAAAGCCCAGGGGAUCUCGGACUCACCAAACGGUUUCCUUCCAAAUAACCUGGAGGAGCCAGCCUGCCUUGAAAAUCCAGAAAAGCCAUCAGGAAAACGAAAGUGCAAGACCAAGCACAUGGCAAAUGUCUCAGAAGAGGCAAGGAGCAAAGGUCGUUGGAGCCAGCAAAAGACACGAUCUUCUAAAUCUCCCACUCCUGUGAAGCCCCCAGAACCAUGUACACCCUCUAAGUACCGAAGUGCUGGCCCUGAAGAGGCCUCAGAGUCACCCACUGCCCGACAGAUUCCCCCAGAGGCACGGAGACUUAUAGUGAAUAAAAAUGCCGGGGAGACUCUCCUGCAGCGAGCAGCCCGCUUGGGUUAUAAGGACGUAGUUCUCUACUGCCUCCAAAAGCACAGUGAGGAUGUGAAUCACCGUGACAACGCGGGCUACACAGCCUUGCACGAAGCCUGUUCCCGAGGCUGGACUGAUAUCCUGAACAUCCUCUUGCAACAUGGGGCUAAUGUGAACUGCAGUUCGCAGGAUGGCACAAGGCCAGUUCAUGAUGCUGUGGUCAAUGACAACCUGGAAACCAUCUGGCUCUUACUAUCCUAUGGAGCUGAUCCCACACUGGCGACCUACUCGGGUCAGACAGCCAUGAAGCUGGCCAGCAGUGAUAACAUGAAGCGCUUUCUCAGUGAUCACCUCUUGGAUCUUCAGGGCAGGGCAGAGGGUGAUCCCCGUGCAUCCUGGGAUUUUUACAGCAGUUCUGUGUUGGAGAAAAAAGAUGGGUUUGCCUGUGACCUCCUCCAUAAUCCUCCGGGGAGUGCUGAGCAAGGAGAUGUUUCAGAACAGGAUGACUUCAUGUUUGAACUCUCAGACAAGCCUCUUCUCCCUUGUUACAACCUCCAGGUGUCAGUGUCCCGUGGACCCUGCAACUGGUUCCUCUUCAGCGAUGUCCUGAAGAGACUGAAACUCUCCUCAAGAAUCUUUCAGGCUCGCUUCCCACACCUUGAAAUCACCACCCUGCCCAAGGCUGAGUUCUACCGGCAGGUGGCCUCAAGUCAGCUGCUGACCCCUGCUGAGAGGCCUGGCAGCUUGGAGGACAGAUCUCCCCCAGGUUCUUCUGAGACUGUGGAGCUGGUGCAGUAUGAGCCAGAGCUGCUGCGGCUCCUAGGGUCUGAGGUGGAAUACCAGUCUUGGAGCAGUUGACGGAAACAGCCCCUCCUCCCCGGUCUUCUUUCUCCUUCGAGUUCACCCUUCCCUCCACCGCUCAUGUCUCCCCCACCGAGCACCAGACUGCAGAAAGAGGCAAUAAUACGGACCAACAAGAAGCCGCCUUAUCAAUGCCAGCAUUAGUGACUGGAUUCCUUUCUUUUUUGGGGGGGGAGGGGUGUUACAGUUAAUUCUCAUCUCCCUGUUGUUGUGGUUGGUGAUGGGGUGGAAAGUUGAACUCCACUUCUGAAGACAAGAGGUCUGGAGAUGGUGGGAGGUGGCACCAGGGUCCCUUGGACUGGCUUCUAUGCUUAUGACCAAGACCAAACAUGGGCCUGGGUGGCUGUGGCCUGUCCUAAGGAGAAAUGAGAAAACCCCAAAUCUCUUGAGUGCCCCCUUUUGUCUCCCUGUGCUCUUCUGUCUUCCAUAGUAUUUAUUUUAUUAGUAUUUAAUUUGUAUUGUUUCCUUGGUUUCUGAGAAGUCUGCAUCACUGUGACGAUUGAGACAACUUGUUGUAUUGAGGGACUUUCUUUACUCCCCUCCCUUUACUUUCUGCAUAAGCUCUGGGGAUGCUUCCUCCCUCUGAGAAAAGGGUUCCCAGGUUGUCUUUCUCCAUCUGGGGAGGGAGCAGGGUGAGGAAGGAUAGGGGGACAUCAUCAUAUAACUAAACAACCUGGCUGCUGCUGGCCUAGAGCUGGGGGGCUGGGGGCAAAUCCCUGGCCUUUGGUGCUCCCCCACCCCCUGCCAGUUUCACCCCACCCUUUGUAGCAGCUCUUCCAUCUUGAGAUUGGUGUUUACUAGGGAGCAGGGUUCCUGAGUUACUCCAAUAAAGGCAGGUUGAGAUGGGCCUGAGGCAAGGGUGCUCCUCACACUGCAUCUUUGGCCCUGCACCCUUCCCCUACUUGCCUCACCUUACCUACCCUGGGCUCCCCAUCUUGAAAUAUUGAGCCUUUGCCUUGCCACCCCUCCUACAGCCUUACAGCAUCCUCUACUCUCUCCUCCACCUGCCCCCACUCUCCUUUGGAAUCUGUAAAAGGCCUGGAACUGACUAGGCGAGGGCAAGGGGCCAGUCUCUAACCUGGCUCUGCAUCAACUCGGGGACUGAGUGAGUGGCUCCUAGGCCUUCAGAUGCCUGGUUAGAUCUGGUACCAGAGGGAGGGAGGAGGAGCUUGGGUUGUUUCCCUGGCCCCACCCCUCCAUGGCAUUGUCUCCCCCCCCACACACACACACACUUCUUAUUUUUCUACCAAUUGCUAUUUUUCCGAACAAUCCUUGUAGAGAGUAUGUACCAUCCAAAGGCAGGAGGGCCUUGCUGUGGUUGGCUCUGGAUGGAGAUGGUACAGUUUUAUUGUACAGGUGCUAAACAACAACAAAGAAGAAAAUGGAAAAAAAGACAAAAAAAAAAAAAAAAGAAAAAAAAAAGCCAGUUUGGGGAUGGGACAAUCUGUCCUCUGGGGGCUCCUGACCCAUUUAGGAGUGUUAUUUCUUUUAAAUGUGUGUGUGUUUUGUUCCCAGAGGAAUUUCUGAGUCCCCUUCUGUAGGACAGCCCCAUCAUCCUACCCAAUUGGUUUUGAACAACUGUUUGACCUUUUUAACAGCAACAAAAUUAUAUA